CUCAACAUUGAAGGCUCAAUGCACACACAGGGUCUGGGCGGGCCACUACUCGCAUAGAGAAGUGACACACAGACAUCCGUCCGCCCAUUGGUCCAGGCAUGCGUCAAGAGAGUGUCUACAGACAUGCAGAGGGCCGGCCAUGCGGCAGCUACGUCUACGGUGCUGUCAGACAGACAAACAUCCGGACCACACACACACAGGCAGACACACAACGCGCGUGCCAUGGACAAAGUUACAGUCAGCACAGUGUCGGUCUCUCUCACCCGUCUCAUCGGCCACUGAGCUUUGCCUGCACCACUAUGUCUCCAUUAUCAUCCGUUGUGCUAAUUGAGAAGUCGCCGAUUCUCGUAUUUGGGAGCAGCUGCCGAAUGGCGUCGUGAAGGCCGCCAUGCAUCAGCAGCAGCACCCCUACGCGCCUCAGGCCGCGGACACCGGCGGUGAGCAAAGUUGACAGGCCGCUGCGGAUGAGCUCGGCAGCAGCAAGGGGCUCCAACUCAUCGGACACUGACGAUGGCGGCACACAGACACAAACACAUGAUGAGCCGACGAGCACCUCGAUUCACUCGCUGCAGGCAUUCGCGGCAUACCUUCUAAGUACAUGCGUAUCUCUCGAAUAGAUGGCAGACGACUCGACCCCCAGCCGUCAAAGGCACCGCCCUGCGUGAGACUGACUGCCCUGACCUCACCCAACUCCACACCUACCCUGACAGUGUGCAGCCCUCCCCCCUCCCCCAGUCCUUCCAGCACACCGCGUCUGUCCUCUGCACUCACACCUCUGCCAAAUUCCACCCGCAACACCUCUCUGGGCAUCUUCUCUGCCAGCAGCCGGCCCGCAGCUGCUGCGACCAGUCCGCUGUGGACACGCAGCUCUCUUGCCCGCGGGAACGGCGGGAGGUGGUUGAUGAUGGUCGGGAUGGGUGGGGUGGUGCCGGGAGGGGGAACGAAGCCAUCGGCAUUGUGAACCGAUACCCACUCCACCUUGGCGAAUGUGAGGCUCUGUGCUAUCUCGAUGGCCGCCUCGCUGGGGCUGUUGAGGGGGUGGGUGAUGUCAUGCUCGCUCAGAAAGUUCCAAUACACCUCGUCUGCCUGCCGUGCCGCCUCCUGGAUGGCCGUCUUGAUGAAGGGCGAGGGGCGAGGGGGGAACUCGACGGCGUAGAAGAGGGCCAGCUCGAAGGCCGUAUCGCAAACAACGGUCACGGUGAGCGGGACGUCCGGCGAGGUGCAGCAUGUGUUGAUGAAGCCGUCAACAGCCAGCAGAGCAGAGAGGCUGUCAUCGAAGUCGAAUGGGCAGACCUCCACGUCGAGCCGUCUCAGCGACUUGCGGCAGCCACGCGAUGUGAGCACAUCCUUGAAAGAAACAAAGAGAGAAGACCACCAGUGGAUGAUGCCUCGCCUGUGUAAUAACUGCCUACCUGCAGUCGUCUGACUCCCCACUCGUCCCCGCGGAACCAUUCGAUCCCUCCGAUGCGCUCCAGGUGUCUGAGCGGCCCUGGCUGCCCAGCGGGUGUGAUGGGGAAGUGCUCAAACACACCCGCCCACUCGUCCCAGGUCCGCCGACGCCCCCCCACCUCUUUCAGCGAUGACGACGAGCUGAUGAAUUGGCCCAGCUCAUCGGCAUCCCACCCGUCCUGAUCCACAUACUCGAGUGCGGGCAUGCACCAGCCUUUGUGGGCAAGGACACUGUGGUGUCGGACGGCUCCUGUGACGGUCCUGAGGGAAUGAAGGGUGGGGCUGAGGGCAUGGAGGGUGGGGGGCGGGGCGGGGGGAGGAAGGCGAGAGGGGGGGCUGGGUCUGGUGGAGUUGAGCAAUUGGCUGUCGGCGGUGGUGAAGUGGAUGGUCUCCAGGCUGCCCUUCGGCAUGUGCUGCUGGCCCUUCUUCUCGCACACCUCGCGCCGCCCGGCCGCAUGGCCCUCGACGACGCUCAUCAUGGUGUCCAGACACCACAACCGGUCGCCGCGUGGCUGCACGAGGGUGAUGGCCGUCAGGUUGACGAGCCGUUUGCCGAGCUGGAAGGCCUGCUCAGGCGUCAUGCUCUCCCAGAAGUAACGGUCGUCCUCGUCGCUGCAGUCGAUAGUGAUGUGUGUCUGCUGGUGAAGGGCUGCCGUGUGGAUGGGGGAGAGGCUGCUCUGUGUGGCACCAAAGGAUGAUUGCUGCCCGAAGGCCGCACCGCCAAACAUGCCGCCCCGAGCUGAGAAUGACGGUCCACUGAAUGAAUUCGACGCCACCACAGCUGAUCGUUCCACACACACAGACAUGCAGCAGGAGAUGGGCCCAUCCAUCCAUCCAUCUAUCCAUCCAUCCAUCCAUGUGUGUGUUGCUCCGUGACGUCACACACUCACCAGUGCCGCCAGAGAUGAUGCUACCGCUGAACGGGCCGAAUAUGCCGCCCGUCCCCGUGGCAGCCCCGCCCUGGCCAGACAGACUCCCUCUGCCAGUGCCGCUGAACGUGCCCCCCGACGCUGCCGCCCCGCCACCAAGCAGGUCGCCACCUCCUUUCCCUGUGGAUGCCUUGCCGAGCUCGAAUGGGCCGCUGGUGGGUGUGGUUGUCGACUGUGCUGCAGAUGGUGGCAAUUUGGAUGGUGCUUUGGCAGGCGCGAAGAUGCUGCCGCCAAAGAGGUCUCCUGGGGCUAUGAUGGUGUUGGUGAGGCCGGCAGCCGAGGCGGGUGAAGGGGCGGCACUGAUGCGCUUGGCGCGGGACCUUGGUUUGACGGCAGGUGUGGCUGCGCCAACUGUGAAGAGCAACGACGAGGGACCACCGCCAGAUGACGCAGCUGCAGCUGCACUCGACAGGCCCCCUUGUCCCGUCGAUGUGCCGAUCAGAGAUUGUCCGCCAAACAGAGAGAGUAGCGAUGCCGCACCCGGCGGCGCCCCGUCGGCCGUGUCCUCUUUGGCCGCAGCUGUGGUCUGGCCCUUGAGGGGUCCGAAGGCGGCGCCCGCAAAGAGCGGACCGGCAGUGGUCGACGGCAGGGCCGAAGACGAUGCCAUGAGGGAGUCGGCGCUGCGAGGGGGUGGGAAGAUGGCCGACAGCUCGCGAGGGGUCAUGAAGCUACAGAGCGACGCCAGAAGGUCCUCGCCAAAACCAGCAGGAGCCUGAAGCAGAGAAGCGACAAAGGGAGACGAGAGGCUCCAUGAGAGUGGAGGACAUCGGUCGUGUGCUGUGUGUGGCUGUGUGUACCUUCUUGCUAACAUUCCACACCUGCACACACAUCACACAACACACCAAAGCACCAAGCAUCACAGAGUGCUGUCCGGGAGCUUUUGUUGAGGUGUGUUUGCCUACCACGGGUGGCUGUGGGUUCGUGUGUGUGUCUGGAUUGGUCUGGUGCGGCACCACCACUUUGAACUCCUCCCCCCAUCCGCCGACCUCCCUCAUGUAAAGCGCCGUCCCCUCGUGCAGAGUGCCCGCCUUCUCGUAGACCACGUGUGGGUCGAUGUGAUGUAUGCUGGCCGUGACCCACACGUAGUCAUUGGUCGGAGCCCUCUUGGUGCUCGACAGCAACACAACACGGGUGCCCUCCUGGUUACGACUACACGCAGAGGACGGCAUCGCCUGACGAAUGAAACAAACAAACCACAAAGAAAUGACCAAACAAAUGAACGAAUCAUUUGCGCCUCACGGUUGUGUGUGCCUUGCUCACUUCUGCUUGAGGCCGAACAGACGAAGAUGAUGCUGCUGCCGCCGCUGCCAUGGGGCCACUCUCAAACGCGGCUGACGAGAAGAGGACAGUGGUAGGCAUCACUCUCAGCAUCUCUCUCGUCAUUCGUGUGCGGCUUACCGGCGAGAUCUGCCGAGCAGAAUCCGAUGAGCGAUGGCCUCUGUGUCAGCCGAGGCUUACUAUCGAGGAGGCCGACUCAAUGAAGGCUAAUUCGCUGUACAACGCAUCCUAUUCAUCGAAGGGCGAGCUUAUUCGCCAGCUCGCGAUCUGCCAGGCGUCGUUUUCUAUUCAUGACCAAGCCGAUUCAUCACUGCAAAUCGGACCACAUCGACGUCAGCGACGACAAUGGAGAAGAACCAAGCAGCCACAGACAGCCGACAGUCACGAGAUUUGAUGCCGCAAAGAGUUGACGUUACGGUGGGCGGCAGAAAAGGACAAGUCCCUCAUCCAGCCGUCGGCAACUUGAAGUGGCUGCUGCUGCUACCCCUCCCCCCGCCCCGCCACGAGUCGAGGGAAUCGAAGAUCUGCCGCGGGUAAUGACGGGCGAGGCGGUGAGUGGCCUGGCGACGAGCCG
Molecule: messenger RNA, 4230 nt
Organism: Vitrella brassicaformis
Lineage: Eukaryota; Vitrellaceae
Source: the annotation of a GenBank genome assembly